AUGGCUCAAGACAAUAGGGAGGUUAUGGUCCCCAUGAACUCGAAUAUGGGUAUGGCGACAACUAGAGUGACAUACUCCACUAGAAUAAAUUCUCUAAAGUUUCAUGGUUCUGACGUUGAGGAAGAUUCUCAAGAAUUUAUUGACGAAGUGUAUAAAGUGUUGCUGAUCAUGGGAGUGACGCCGGUGGAAAAGGUGGAAUUGAAAGAGAGGGUGGCUAAUGCGGGUCAUCCUGAUUGGGAAAAGCUUAAGGUUGCUUUCCUUGAUAGGUUCUUUUCCAUUGAUAUGAGGGAGGCAAAGAAAGAGUCACCUUGGUCUGAUCUUCCACAAAAAGUUUCUACAAGCAGAAAUCUCCGAAAAUAUAAAUAUAAUGUUCGAAAUAAGGCACAUGUUGAAGGAUGCAUAUGCAAUGCACAUAUAGUUGAGGAAGUUUCAUCAUUUUGUUCGCACUACUUUGAGCCUCAUGUUUACACAAGGCAUAGAAAAGUGCCACAGAAUGACGAUGGUGGUAUAGGUGAACAACAUGGAUACGCUAGUAAUCUUUCUAUAUUCACCUAUCCAGGUCGAGGAUUUGGGGAACUAAAUUGGAGAUAUCUUACCGAAGAAGAACUUAAAGCAGCUCAUAUUUAUAUUUUACUAAAUUGCAGAGAAGUGCAGCCAUAUGUUGAUAACUUUAUUGACUCUCUUCAUCAAAAUUUUCCACAAAUUACGGAGCAGGAAGUGGAUAGGAAACUUGAUGAAGAUUUUGCAUCAUGGUUCACAGGAUAUGCUCGAGUCCACAUAGAUAAUCAGUUCAUCAAGGCGCUUGCAGAAGGUCCAUGUCGAUCAGUGAAGCCAUACACUGGUUAUACUGUCAACGGCUUUAAAUUUCACACUAAAGGUCGCAGUUUUUCUAGAGCAUCUAACAACAGUGGUGUUUCCAUGAAAGGAACUAACUACAGUGCAAAUGACAAUGACUACUAUGGUGUGCUUACUGAAAUUCUUGAAUUGGAGUACAAGGGCAGUACACCGAUCAAAAGAACCGCUUUCUUUAAAUGUGAAUGGUUUGACCCCACACCAAAUGUAGGAAUGAAACUUCACCCACAAUAUAAACUUGUGUAUAUCAAUCAUAGAAAGAAAUUGAUGUGA
This is a messenger RNA of Solanum tuberosum (potato), 1125 nucleotides long. RefSeq lists its product as uncharacterized. NCBI's taxonomy places the organism in Eukaryota, Viridiplantae, Streptophyta, Magnoliopsida, Solanales, Solanaceae. The record is from RefSeq and is a predicted model, not a curated record. Bases 1 to 1125 code for a protein of 374 amino acids. The transcript is spliced from 6 exons.